Corticium candelabrum is the source of this 814-nucleotide messenger RNA. RefSeq names its product peptidyl-prolyl cis-trans isomerase-like. The coding region runs from base 87 to 581 and encodes 164 amino acids. The record is from RefSeq and is a predicted model, not a curated record. Gene Ontology annotation, molecular function: peptidyl-prolyl cis-trans isomerase activity. Gene Ontology annotation, biological process: protein folding; protein peptidyl-prolyl isomerization. NCBI's taxonomy places the organism in Eukaryota, Metazoa, Porifera, Homoscleromorpha, Homosclerophorida, Plakinidae. The transcript is spliced from 2 exons. Gene Ontology annotation, cellular component: intracellular membrane-bounded organelle.
ACGCGCGUUACCUUCAAACACGUGCAAUCACGUUUCGCCAUUUUGGAAAUCUCGUUUUCUCUUCCUGCAUUCGCUGCUGCUCUACAAUGUCUCGGACCCGAGUUUUCUUCGACAUGACAGCUGGAGGCAAGCCAGUAGGUCGCAUCGUGAUGGAACUGAGAGGAGACGUUGUACCGAAAACAGCCGAGAACUUCCGCGCUUUGUGCACGGGAGAGAAGGGAUUCGGAUAUAAAGGCAGCACGUUCCACCGCGUCAUUCCCGACUUCAUGUGCCAAGGCGGCGACUUCACGCGAGGCGACGGCACUGGAGGAAAGUCUAUCUACGGCAACAAGUUUGCAGAUGAGAACUUCACAUUGAAACAUACAGGACCAGGAAUUUUGUCAAUGGCUAAUGCUGGUGCCAACACAAAUGGCUCCCAGUUCUUUAUCUGCACAUCCAAAACGACUUGGCUGGAUGGGAAGCAUGUUGUGUUCGGGUCUGUUGUUGAAGGUAUGGAUGUAGUGAAGAAAGUGGAAAGCUAUGGAAGCCAAAGUGGAAAGACUUCAGCUAAGAUUAUCGUUGCUGAUAGCGGGCAGCUGUAGUGGGCUGAUUGACUGUUGCAAGCAACUUGGACUUGAAGAGCAAAACUAACAGUCACAUGAGUGGUUCUUUGUCUAGCUGCAAAGCAUUGGGCUCUGUUUGUGUUGCUGUAGUACUCUAAGUGAUUGUCUUGCUGUUUGAAUUUAGAUUUCAUUGUUAGCACAAUAACCAGCAUUGUUCUAAUGUUUGUUCUUCUUGUUGCAUGAUAACACGCUCUCAUUUCACAUACUGCCAA